AUGGGUCAGGACGUUACCCCGAGAGCUCCCCAGCGCCGAAAAGCACCCGCAGCGGGAGCUCGUCCAAACUUCCCCGUCCCUGGGCAGAACCCAGAAGGGGGUUUCCUCCGGCCUAGGGCCGGGCACAGCGUCCCCAAGGCACGGCCGCUUCCUCCGGCGGAGCCGUCCGUCAGCCCGCACAGCCCGACCCGGCAGGCUGCGGGGCGCUCCCCAGGGCGAGGCGGAAGGAGGCGGCCGGACGGGAGGGAAGCGGCCCGCGGCACCGCCACAAAGUCCCGAGGAAGGGGAGCGCCGGGGGAAGCACUGCAGCUCGGGGAGAGAGAAAGGAGAACGACGCAGCGGAGAAAGGAAGCGACUGCCGCCUCGGCCUCCCAUGGACACCUGAAAGGAGCAGUCUGCGAUAAAACCCAUCGCACGGAACGCGCGGCUCUCGGCUCCCCAGGAAAGUUGCGCAGAAGUGCGUGUGGGAAACCGCACAGCGGGGAGCGCACCUCGGGCGCGGACGGCGCCGUUCACGAAGAACCGGAGGGGAGAGCUGCGAGAACAGAGCACGGCAGAGCCUCCCUUCCCCAAACUGCGCUUAAACUGCGUGAGCGACCAAAAGGCGCGGGCAGCUACAGGGGAGGAGAAAAUACCUCCGUUAUUCUGAGCGGCUGUGUUAGUUCUUAAACCAUCAUCUUCACCACAGCCAUCUUUACCAUCGGAGAGAGACGCUUAACAGCCACAAUAAAACGGCUCUGACACCCCCACAA
This is a messenger RNA of Gallus gallus (chicken), 752 nucleotides long. Its product is annotated as translation initiation factor IF-2-like. Lineage: Eukaryota; Metazoa; Chordata; Aves; Galliformes; Phasianidae. The record is from RefSeq and is a predicted model, not a curated record. The coding region runs from base 1 to 669 and encodes 222 amino acids. The transcript is spliced from 2 exons.